Molecule: messenger RNA, 1221 nt
Organism: Ostrinia nubilalis (European corn borer)
Lineage: Eukaryota; Metazoa; Arthropoda; Insecta; Lepidoptera; Crambidae
Product: sulfotransferase 1C4-like
Exons: 7
Coding region: 103-1119 (338 amino acids)
Biological process (GO): sulfation
Cellular component (GO): cytoplasm
Molecular function (GO): sulfotransferase activity
Source: RefSeq, a predicted model, not a curated record
UAUUUUUCAAGCACUUUGUGUUAUUGAUACGAUAGAUAUCAACCAGUUAAUAAUACUCCCACUACCUGGGUAUCAAGGAAUUCAACUAAUUAUUCUGCUAAAAUGACUACUUCAAGCAAUAACUUUCCGUUUGAAAUGAAAGACCUAGAUCCAGAAGAAGCAGAUGAAAUACAUAAACACUUUUUCAAAGGGUAUCAAAAUGGAUUUUUGCGAGUCGGCCCAAAGGGAUAUUUUUUCACCAACGGCAUUAAAGUAGAUAUUAAAAAUACAUAUAACAUGCCAAUACGACCUGACGAUACUUUUGUGGUCACGUUCCCUAAAUCAGGAACGACUUGGACGCAGGAACUUGUUUGGAUGGUGGCAAACAAUUUAGACUACGAAAAAUCUGAUUCCAUACCGCUUCAUGAACGGUUCCUAUUUCUAGAUAUGUUUAUGGUAAUAAAUAGCGAUAUAACGAAGAACUAUAUGAAAGACUUCGUGAAAGGAGACGAGCGGCUGUUAAAAAUUAUAGAGAAAGUGACUACUCCUGGCACCGAGAAUGCGGCGAAAUUGCCUUCGCCUCGGUUCAUUAAGACACACAUGCCCUUUUCACUACUGCCGCCGAAGCUGCUGGACACCGCCAAGGUGGUGUACGUGGCGCGCGACCCUCGCGACGCCGUGGUGUCCUACUACCACCACCACAAACUCUUCCAUUUCAUGGGCUACACCGGCGACUUCAAACAGUACUGGGAGUACUUCAUUCAGAACAAAAGCUUUAUUAAUCUAACUAGGAAUCACCCUAACUUACUGUUUCUCUUUUAUGAGGAUAUGUUGAAGGACUUGCCGAAGGCAGUUCGACAAGUUGCGGAAUUCCUAGGCAAGACUAUGACUGACGAGCAAGUCUCUCGUCUAUGUGACCGCCUCAAAUUAGAUAACUUCAAGAAAAACCCAAUGCUUAACUUCAAUGUCGGGGGAAGGGACCUAGGAUGGAUAACUAAAAAAGAUAGAACAUUUAUUAGAAAAGGCAAAUCUGGCGACUGGCGCGAGCACUUCGACGAGCAGAUGACCGCGCAGGCGCAGCGGUGGAUCGCCGACAACCUGCGCGGGACCGACCUGCGCUUCCCGAAAUCCCGACUAUAACUGAUAGUGAUUUAGCAUCCUACAACAAAUAAACGAUUUUGAAUUAUUAAUUUUGAAAUAAUCACCUUUAACUGAAAAUUAUUAUAAUACUCAUUUAAAUUA